AUGCGCUUCACUUAUCUGUUUACUCUUGGAGCAGCCCCAGCAAUGGCUGCGGUCCUGAGCUACCGGGCUGUCAGCUGCACGACGACUGCUGAUGCAGGAGCUACAUGUUUGAGCUUUGCCAGCUCCUGGGGAAUCUCUGUAGAGAGCCUCCAACAGCUGAAUCCAGGAAUCUCCUGCCCUAAUCCCGAUACCAGCAAGUCAUACUGCGUGAUUGGCACUGUCAAAGAUGACCCGUCGAGCGCAACGACCACUACCACUAAUGAGGCUGUAACCACCACCCAUUCUGUGUCUGAUCCCUCUCCCACCAUGCCUGGUAUCGCCAGCAACUGCAAUGGCUUCUACAAGGUGGCAUCCGGUGACCAAUGUGACACCAUUGCGGCGAAGUACGGUAUCAGCGAGGCCCAGUUCAGAAGCUGGAACACUCAGGUCAAUGAAAGUGCGUCUUCCACUUACUUCCCCUUUGUGCAGAGCUUUUGUGAUCUAUGGUAUAAGAUUCUGACAUCUGUAGAAUGCACAAAUCUAUGGCUAGACUACUACGUCUGCAUACAAGUCCCCGGCGCAACGACUACCCCAGCACCCAAGCCAACCACCGAGCCCUCAGGGCCCACACCCCCAAUGCCGGGUAUUAUUGCAAACUGCAAGAGCUACCACCUGGUCCAGGCUGGCGACAGCUGUUACUCGAUCGAAACUGCUGCGAAGAUCACGUUGGCGCAGUUCCGUGCUUGGAAUACUCUAAUUGACGCGGCGUGUAGCAAUCUGUGGCUGGAAUACUAUGUUUGCGUUGGUGUUUAA
Penicillium pulvis is the source of this 792-nucleotide messenger RNA. RefSeq names its product LysM peptidoglycan-binding domain-containing protein. The transcript has a single exon. The record is from RefSeq and is a predicted model, not a curated record. The coding region runs from base 1 to 792 and encodes 263 amino acids. NCBI's taxonomy places the organism in Eukaryota, Fungi, Ascomycota, Eurotiomycetes, Eurotiales, Aspergillaceae.